AAAAGUAGUGCUGCUGCUCCCGCGGUCUGCACCUCAGGCCCUCCCGUCGCCAGCUGUCGCCGACAUGGAAUCCGUGGCCAGCAACAUCCAGGUCCUGCUGCAGGCGGCCGAGUUCCUGGAACGCCGAGAGAGAGAGGCUGAGCAUGGAUACGCGUCCCUGUUCCCGCACCGAAGUCCGGGCCCUGUCCACAGAAAGAGGAAGGGAUCUCCCCAAGCUCUUGGCGCGUUGGACAGUGGGCGGUCUGUGCACAACGAACUGGAGAAGCGCAGGAGGGCCCAGCUGAAGCGGUGCCUGGAGCAGCUGAAGCAGCAGAUGCCCCUGGGGGCUGACUGUGCCCGAUACACCACACUGAGCCUUCUGCACCGGGCCAGGAUGCACAUCCAAAAGCUGGAGGAGCAGGAGCAGCGGGCCCAGAGGCUCAAGGAGAAGCUGCGCAGCAAGCAGCAGAACCUGCAGCAGCAGCUGGAGCAGCUCCGGGGUUGGGCAGGGGCAGGCGAGUGGGAGCGGCUGCGGACAGACAGCCUGGACUCCUCAGGCCUCUCCUCUGAGCGUUCCGAUUCAGACCAAGGUGAGUGCCCUGAAGUGGAGGGUUGGGUGGGCCAGUGGGCCAGGUAUCCUGACUGGACCGUCCCUGUGCAGAGGAGCUGGAGGUGGACGUGGAGAGCGUAGUGUUCGGGGGUGAGGCCGAGCUGCUGCGGGGCUUCAGUGCAGGCCAGGAGCACAGCUACUCACACAGCGGUACCUGGCUAUGACCCUCACGGCCCAAGUGCGCCUCUGCCCUCCGACCACCCUCCGCUCCACUCUGCCAGGCAGGAGCCCUUCCCAAACCUCAAGGGCUGCUCAGUCACCUCCUGUUGGAAUGGACUAAACGGACCUUUGCACGGGAACAGGUGCUCCCCCUGCCCUGCUGCUGUCUCCAAUAGUCUCUCCUAUUGGAGGGGACCUGGCUCCCGAGCCCAGCAGGGCAAGCAGCUUGGGCCUGGGCCACUCUUCCAGGCAUUUUUUGUGUUUUCAUUAAAAGGCUUUCUUAAUUUCCUGUCCAUGGUCUUGCCUGAUGAAAAUGGGGAAACUCCCAGCCAUAAAAUGGGAAAGAAGAAAUGA
Molecule: messenger RNA, 1102 nt
Organism: Molossus molossus (Pallas's mastiff bat)
Lineage: Eukaryota; Metazoa; Chordata; Mammalia; Chiroptera; Molossidae
Gene: MXD3
Product: MAX dimerization protein 3
Biological process (GO): regulation of transcription by RNA polymerase II
Molecular function (GO): DNA-binding transcription factor activity, RNA polymerase II-specific; RNA polymerase II cis-regulatory region sequence-specific DNA binding; protein dimerization activity
Source: RefSeq, a predicted model, not a curated record